GGGUUUAAAAAAAUUGCUACAAAACCUUCAGUUACAAGUUCCAACCAUAAAAUCAUAUGAUAUCUUGUGACAUGGAUAGUUUGAUUGAUGAAUGACGCGAACUUCACCCAACUGUUUGUGCACAAAUUUGGUGAUCAUGUGAAAUCAGGUGUCAAAUGCAUGUACAAUUAUUUACUCGUGACCUCUCUUUGUAAACAUUAUAUUUCAGUUGUUGCUCUCCUAUUAUUGCCAUCCAACGUAAUACAGGCCUGAAAGGAGAGAUUGAGUGACAGGAAGAAGCACAAGCUGCACAACAUAUUCUUAGGGGUAUGUCGUAGUAGAAAUGGUAGAUGUUUGUAUACAAUGUAAGGCGUGGAGAAAACAGCAAUACUGGGAUGGAUCUUCUGGUAACAAACACCAUUUCUUCAAGAUUAUGCUAGGAGAGUUCAGGAGCUUUCUGAGAAUUCCGAGAAAAUUCAUCGCUGAAUCCAGAGUGAAACUGUCGGAAAAGGUGACUCUUCGAGGUCCGAGUGGAAACAUCUGGACAACGUAUCUCGCACGAAGAGGAGAAGACUAUGUUCUGGAAAAUGGGUGGCAAGAUUUUGUGAAGGACCACAGCCUAAAUGAAGGGGAUUUUUUGGUGUUCAGGCAUGUUGAAGAUUCGAUGUUCAAUGUGCUAAUAUUUGAUACCACUGGGUGUGAGAGAGAAGGCUCUUACUUUAUUGAAGGGAGUGGGCAGUUGUGUGCUGACAGUUGUUGUGCCAUGCGCAACAACACCAAUCCACAAACACACACAACUUUCAAGUCUGCUGAUGAGGGGAAGGAAAAAUUGGACGAGGAAGGACUCGUGGAAGAGGAAGAGGAGGAGGAGGAGGAGGAGAGCGGUGGUGAGCAAAACGAGCCAGAUAAUCAAGGAACAAGAUACUUGAAGUACUACGAAUCAAGCAGAAGAGAGAUCACAAAAAAGGAUAUGGAGCGAGCUUUCCAUUUGGCUUCGAAGCAUUUAACAAAACAGCCUUCCUGCAAGAUCAGGAUGAAGACGACCCAUGUUCACCACUUGUUUAUUCUGGCAUGUUUCUAUAUUUACAAUCUCAAACUUAUAAUGCAAGAUAUGCGUGUUAACUGUACAAUCCCGAGGGAAUUUGCAGACAACUGCCUACCCAGGAAAUCACAGGUCAUCAGGUUGAGGGUUGGUUCCAAGACUUGGAGAGUUAGACUCAAUCGCAGGAAUGCACAGUGCACACUGACCGGGGGGUGGGCACAGUUUGUGUUUGAAAAUAACUUGGAAACAGAGGAUAUGUGUGUUCUAGAGCUUGUGGAUGCCGGGACAAGCCAGAGACCGACUAUUUUGGAUGUUCAUAUAUUUCGAGCAGUGGAAGAAAUAGUGCCAUUAAAAGUAGUAAAAUCCUUUCAAUCCCCGAUGAACAGCCAAAUGUCAUAGUCCAGUUUUAUCUACCAAGAAUGUUUUCAAAUAAUACUGGCAAUUUCAAGUGUAUGCAAACCAGAUUGUCCAAGAAAUAUAAACAAAUUUCUGGUAUACAUAAUCCUCAUAAGCAUUGCACAAACAACAAACCACAGAGAUAUUACCUACAGCAUUACAAGGCUACUUUAUAUCUCAGCAGUGCUGCUCCGAGUUGUUACUUCUUGCUCUAUAUUCUUUACAACUUCAAGGAUCCGACGUCUUGCUGUAGGCAGCCUUGAUAAAUUCAAGCAGAGUCCUAGCAACCUGACACAAUUUUUAAAUAAAAGAACACAAGAAAAUGUCAGAAAAAUAUUAGUCAGAAAGAAGAUACAAGAAAGAUCUCCCCCUUUAAGCCUACCUUCUACUUAUACCCUCCAUUUGUCCCCUCCUAAUCUCAUCAGAGGGAGGAAUUCCACCAUUCUGCCACGUCUCAACUUUCUCAACAUCACCAGAAUAUAAACAAUGUUUGUAGAAAUAUAGUUCUUCUGUUUCUGUCAAAUUCAUAUGCCUAACUUGCUCCUUCAUGAUACACAUAGGCUCAUA
This is a messenger RNA of Beta vulgaris subsp. vulgaris (sugar beet), 1984 nucleotides long. RefSeq names its product B3 domain-containing protein Os03g0622200. NCBI's taxonomy places the organism in Eukaryota, Viridiplantae, Streptophyta, Magnoliopsida, Caryophyllales, Amaranthaceae. The transcript has 5 exons. Bases 323 to 1420 code for a protein of 365 amino acids. Gene Ontology annotation, molecular function: DNA binding. The record is from RefSeq and is a predicted model, not a curated record.